Molecule: messenger RNA, 522 nt
Organism: Cicer arietinum (chickpea)
Lineage: Eukaryota; Viridiplantae; Streptophyta; Magnoliopsida; Fabales; Fabaceae
Biological process (GO): negative regulation of catalytic activity
Molecular function (GO): pectinesterase inhibitor activity
Source: RefSeq, a predicted model, not a curated record
AUGUCUCGUUUUUCAUUGAUUGCAAUUGUGUUUCUUUUAAGUGUUGCAUCCUCGUAUGCAGCUAAAGUUAAAGUUGUGGAUGUUGCAACCAUUUGCAAGCAAUCCUAUAACGCUACCUAUUGUUUAGAACUUUUCAAAUCAAAACCAAGUGGUGUAAAAGGAGACCUCGUUAGCCUUGCACAAUACGCUACUGAUGUUCUUCGUACCAAAAUAACCAAAGCAGUCGAUCUAAUCAACAAACUAAGUUCAAGCACUAGUGAUCCUGCCGCAAAAGAAUAUUACGAUAAUUGUUAUGUGGAUUUUGGUCCCGAAGGAGCACUUUCUGAGGUUAGCGCAAUUCAAACACAAUUAAAGAAAGGAGAUUACGCUAAUGUGGAUUCAGGUGCAAGUUUUAUAAUGACCGAUGUUGGUGAUUGUUUCCCUGAAGAUUUUACCGAUACCUCUUUGAUUCAAAAAUAUGUUGGUGAAGUCACAGAUAUUGCUCAGAUUAUCCGUGCUGUGACACAUUUUUUGACGAGUUAG